AUGAUAUAAAAUAUAAAAUAGUUUUAAAAUCUAGAAGAUUUUUUAAACUCUUAGCUUUAAUUUCAUUAGGUUCUCCAUAUUACUCUAAGUCGAAGGGAAAUUGAUACAGUUGGCUCAAUAAGCUUAGGUUAUGCUUUGUCAAAUUGCAAUAAUCUCACAAAUUUGAAUCUUUAUCUUAAUGGCUAGGAAAUUGAUGAUUAAGGUGCAUAAGGCUUAGGUUAUGCUUUAUAAAAUUGCACUAAUCUCUCAAAUUUGAAACUCUAUCUUAUUAACAAUAAAAUUGGUGCAAUUGGUGCAUAAAGCUUAAGUUCUGGUUUAGCAAAGUGUACUAAUCUUUCAAAUUUGGAACUUUAUCUUGUUAGCAAUAAAAUUGGUGCAAUUGGUGCAUAAGAAUUAGCUUCUGGAUUAGCAAAGUGUACAAAACUCUCAAAUUUGGCACUUUGUAUUAGUUGCAAUGAAAUUGAUGAUAAGGGUGUAUCAGGCUUAGGUUAUGCUUUAGCAAAUUGCACUAAUCUUUCCAAUUUGGAGCUAGAUCUUAAUUACAAUAAAUUUGGUGUAAUUGGUAUUUCAGGCUUAGGCUUUGGUUUAGCAAAUUGUACUAAUCUCUCAAAUUUGACACUUAAGCUUUGCAAUGAAAUUGGUGACGAAGGUGCAUCAGGUUUAGGUUCUGCUUUAGCAAGCUGCACUAAUCUCUCAAAUUUAACACUUGAUCUAAGUUAUAAUAAAAUUGGCUGUCAAGGUGUAUAAGGCUUAAGUUCAGUUUUAGCAAAUUUCUCUAAUCUCUCAAAUUUAAAACUUAAUCUUGAAGGCAAUAUAAUUGGUUUUGAAGGAGCAUUACACUUAGGUUCUGGUUUAGCAUAUUGCACUAACCUCUCAAAUUUGAUGCUUAAUCUUAGUAAAAAUUAAAUAGGCGAUUAAGGUAUAUCAAGCUUAGGUUCUGGUUUAGCAAAUUGUACUAAUCUCUCAAAUUUGACUCUUAAUCUUAAUAAUACUUUAAUUGGUACAAUUGGUGCAUAAGGUUUAGGUUCUGGCUUAGAAAAUUGUACUAAUCUCUCAAAUUUGUCACUUAUUCUUAGUUGUAAUGAUAUUGAUAAAAUUGGUGUAUAAGGCUUAGGUUCUUCAUUAUCGAAAUGCACUAAUAUCUCAAAUUUGGUACUUGAUCUUGGAUAGAAUUUUAUUGGAAAUUAAGGUGCAUAAGACUUAGGUUUUGCUUUAGCAAAUUGCAUUAAUCUCUCAAACUUGGAACUCUAUCUUAGUGAAUACUAAGUUACUUCUAUUGAUGUUUUAACUUUUGCUUUAGCAAAUUGCACUAAUCUUUCAAAUUUGAAACUAGAUAUUAGUUACAGUUAAAUUAAUGUAAUUAAUGUAUAAGGUUCUGCUUUAGCAAAUUGCACUAACCUCUCAAAUCUGAUAUUAAAUAUUAGCUGCAAUGAAAUUUAAUAAAUUGAUGUAUUAGGUUUUGGUUUAGCAAAUUGCAGUAAUCUCUCAAGUUUGACACUUGAUCUUCAUGAAAAUUAAAUUGGUGAGGAAGCUGUGUUAAGCUUAGGUUCUGAUUUAGCAAAUUGCAAAAAUCUCAAAAAUUUGACACUUGAUCUUUGUAAAAAUUCGAUUAAUGCAAAUGGUGCAUCAGGUUUAGGUUUUUCUUUAGCAAAAUGCACUAAUCUCUCAAAAUUGGCACUUAAUCUAUCUAAAAAUCUAAUUGGUGAUUAAGGUGUAUCAAAUUUAGGAUUUUCUUUAGCAGAAUGCUCUAAUCUCUCAGACUUGACUCUUUCUUUUAGAUAAAAUUCAAUUCAUGAUGUAGGCGCAUCAAGCUUAUGUUUUGGUUUAGUAAAACACACUAAUCUCACACAUUUGACACUUAAUCUUUAAUUUAACGUUUUAUCAUAAGCAUUCAAAGUAGAAAGCAAGCUUCUUAAAUCAAAAAGACUAGUUGUCUUUAAAUUUAAUUCAUUUUUGUGA
This is a messenger RNA of Tetrahymena thermophila SB210, 1959 nucleotides long. Its product is annotated as kinase domain protein. Gene Ontology annotation, biological process: activation of GTPase activity; nucleocytoplasmic transport. The record is from RefSeq and is a predicted model, not a curated record. Gene Ontology annotation, cellular component: perinuclear region of cytoplasm; cytosol; nucleus. Gene Ontology annotation, molecular function: small GTPase binding; GTPase activator activity. The transcript has 23 exons. Lineage: Eukaryota; Ciliophora; Oligohymenophorea; Hymenostomatida; Tetrahymenidae.